Seminavis robusta is the source of this 1989-nucleotide messenger RNA. The record is from the annotation of a GenBank genome assembly. Lineage: Eukaryota; Bacillariophyta; Bacillariophyceae; Naviculales; Naviculaceae.
AUGGAUGGAAAAUGCCCAAGGCGGUCUGCCACACACGAGGCUGCCACAGCCAGCCCCACGAUUGAUAAGAAAGCAUGCAAUACCACUACCAAUGUAAUGCUCCUGCAGAUGGCAACAGAAAUCAACGAAACUGCCAAAAUGGAAAAGCUGACAAAAACAACACACCAAGAAGAGGCAACAGAACGAGUGCCACCAGGCAAUACCCACCAACAAGGAGAAAUAAUCCAAACCACACUUCGUCGUACAAGCCAACUGCCAUCCCAACCUGGAGCGUACAUGGGAGCUCCAGGUGUGGCCUUGCUGCGUGCAACCACUCUCCAAUUCUCCCUUGUGGGAGCAAGUUGUGCUCAUGACCAAGCAAGUACGCUGGAAGAGACCCCAGUGUUACACACAGGUAUGCGUCAAACCAUCCAACAACAGCAGCAACAAGUCUUGGUGCCCGGUGCCUACUCCAUGGCGGGCCCGGGAAAUUCUAAUUUAACUAAUAAUGACACAACAACCGAGCUGCCGGUAAUCGACCACGUGAUGGACCCGGCUCUAUUUCCCAAUCAAGCAAGGCAAUCCGGCACUUCCAUGGACCAAUUGGCAGUGGCUAACCGAGUCAUGGACGAUCCAGAAGAUUUAAUGCACGCGGAUCCAGUUCAUUUGGAGGAACAAGAGCAAAGGGAACAAGCAACAAAAAAGCAGAGACAAACACUCCUCUUUAGUCUGUUUCUGGUUGUCUGCGCUGUGGCUGCCAUUGUAGGGACUGUGGCUGGCACCGCUGGAAAGAAGAAUUCAGUUGUUGUGUACCAAACACCAUCUCCUAUUGUCUUGGGCUCCAUGGCUCCUUCUGAAAUACCAUCAUCAGCCCCUACAGGAGUGCUGGACUUGCUUUUGGAUAAUCUAUCCAAUCAAACAUUGGCUAGGAUCAACAGUGGCAGUGAAACUCCUCAGUGGAGAGUAUGGAAUUGGCUUGCAAACCACCAAAACAUCACAUGGCUACCAGAAUGGAGAAAGGAGCAGUUGUUCGCUCUUGCUACAUUCUUCUAUGCAUUUGAGGGAGAAAAGUGGAAUCCUCUGAUAAAGGAGCGAUGGAUGGAUGACAUGGUGGGAGAGUGUGACUGGUUCUCCAAUGGAUUUGGUUAUUUUGAUUUUGACGGACAAUACUUUGAUUUGGAUGUUCCUUGGCGAUAUUCAUGCAACAGCCAUGGCAACUUUACCUCUCUUUGGUUGGAAAACCUCCAGCUUUCUGGUUUGACUCCUUCUAUUCCACCGGAGAUCACUAUGCUGAGCUCGUUGUCCCUUCUUCAGUUCAGUUCCAAUGAUAUUGCAACAUCAAUUUCAUCUCUGAUUCCAGCAGAAGUGUAUGAGAUGACUGAUUUGACGAGUUUUGGAAUCUUUUUGGAACAAGUGACUGGCCAAUUCCCAAGUGAGCUAGGACUACUCACUGCUUUGAAACAGUUGUAUUUGAUGGAAAAUGAGCUAACUGGCCAGAUCCCCUCUGAAAUUGGAGAGCUAACUGACUUAUUUGCCUUGCCGUUAUGGAACAACCAUUUCACUGGGCAAGUUCCUUCCGAACUUGGCAGACACACUAACAUGUAUUUCUUGGAGUUGUCCCUGAAUCAGUUCACUGGGCCCCUUCCAUCAGAGCUUGGAAGACUUCCUGGUGUGUCACACUUUGGGUGCAAAGAUAAUCAGUUCACUGGACCUGUCCCCUCUGAGUUUGGUCAGCUGCUUGGUUUGACAUUCUUCAAAUUUGAUGGCAACCAGUUGACAGGACCUUUGCCAUCAGAGCUUGGACUUUUGACCAAUCUGAAGGCUUUGAAUCUAACUGGCAACCUUGGCUUGUCUGGAACAAUUCCAGAGGAGCUAUGCUUCUUGCAGAAUGUGUCUUGUUCUGUCUAUGGAGAUGAUCAUUGGUUCACUCAGUCCUGCCAUAUUGACUUUGAUUGUACCUCUAUUUUGUGUGGAUGUGAUUGUUCCUGUUCCAAUUCUUCUUUGAUGUAA